Oncorhynchus gorbuscha (pink salmon) is the source of this 5204-nucleotide messenger RNA. RefSeq names its product nuclear factor, erythroid 2 (gene nfe2). Bases 553 to 2058 code for a protein of 501 amino acids. NCBI's taxonomy places the organism in Eukaryota, Metazoa, Chordata, Actinopteri, Salmoniformes, Salmonidae. Gene Ontology annotation, biological process: regulation of transcription by RNA polymerase II. The transcript has 4 exons. The record is from RefSeq and is a predicted model, not a curated record. Gene Ontology annotation, cellular component: nucleus. Gene Ontology annotation, molecular function: RNA polymerase II cis-regulatory region sequence-specific DNA binding; DNA-binding transcription factor activity, RNA polymerase II-specific.
AAUGAGAGCAAAUGCUGGACGAUGCAUAACUUAGUUUUAGCAUUGUUCAAAAGUCAGGCCAUGAACUCGCUUCAUCCGAAGUAUCUUAGUCAAUACCUUGCAUUCUAUAGUGCCAACUACAAUACACAUAACUAAAUAUGGAAUUAAUGCAUGGUAUAAUGACUAUAAAACCACGACAAUGGUUCUGCUCUUCUCAAUUGAGGACUUAUUUAUGUGCUGUCCCAGACGUAAGGUUAAACCCUUUAUAAAGGUUAUAAAGCCCUCUCUGACUUUCACUUUACUAUAAGGAACACGACUGCGGUUAGGCCCCAGCUCCAGCCUCUGUUUGCUGCUGCUGUGGAGGGAACGCUGUGCUGUGCUGUCUCCCAGAAGAUUGCCUUAUCGGUGUCUGGCAUAGCAGCACCACAGCUCAGCUCAGCUGAUAGGAUGGAUUCAGCCCAACGGAACUCUGCUUUCGCAUGUCCCAAAGAGUUCAACACCGAAUAGCACCCGAACACUCAUAUAGAAGGUUACAUAUCACAGAGGGGGCGCUGCAACCACAGCCUGUCUUGAAUGUGUGCAGCAGCCAACUAUGUGCUCCCAUUGAGGAGGCACAGUGAGGGCUUGGCGAAUCCUGGCAGGCUGUGUGGGGGGGUUUCGAUGCCCACCCAUGCCCCUAGAGCCCGGUCACAUGGAGCCCCCCACCCACACGACGAAGAGAUGGACUUGGCCUGGCAGGAACUGAUGGCCAUCACUGAGCUUCAGGAGUUUGAGGUCCCACAUGACAGCCCAGAUGAAAAUAUUCAGUACCAUCCCAUGGAGCUGCCCAUCUCUCUGGGAGGUUAUGGCAUGGCUCAGUCUCACUCUCAUACAGAGCCCCUCCCCUGUGGUGGUGCGACAAAUCCUGAUGCUGCUUAUGAGGGAUCCUACUCUAAAGUAAUGCCAGCUUGCCAACAUCAGGCCACCGGGGAAGCAGCAGCAGAGGCACUGUACGGACAUUCUGGAAACCAUUCUGGAGCCCAACUGAACCCCAGAGUUUUGAACCCUAUACAGCCACCGCUGAUGAGCCUUCUAGAGCAUAUGAGUCUCCCGAGCGUCUGUGGUGAGGGGCUUGUUGGAAACGACAAUGCUGGCCCCUCUCAGGGCCCGGGGCGGUACGUGCUAGGGACAUGUCAUGGGCAGAGCAAACACCCACCAUGCACUGUGGAUGAUCUGGAAUCUGACUCUGGCCUAUCUCUGGGUUCCAGCCCACCACUAGCCUCACCAGAUGAUGCCAUGACUGGUGUCAUUGCUUAUUCAAGCACAGAGGUUGGUCUGAACUAUAGUCACGGGGAGAUGGAGAAUAUGGGUGAGCAAGGUAGGGGAGCUAGCCUCUUUUACUCUGUGGACUAUCAGCAGCAUCCCAAUAACCCCUACCACUACUCAGGGAUGCACUCCUCUUACUUCCCUGUAACACAACCAUCCCAAAUGCAACCACAGCCUCACUUCCUGCCUCCCAUAUCAAUGAAACAUCAUCAUGGUUUACCCAGUGCCUUGAACGACCGGCAUCUUAACAGCUCUGCCAUCAGAGAGAGCUCUCCCCAGGCGUUCUAUGAAAAACCCAGAGGUAACCCUCUUCCUGUCCCUCUGAGCCGGGACGAACGCCGAGCCCUCGCCCUCAAGAUCCCUUUCCCUCUAGAGAAGAUCAUCAACCUACCUGUGGACGACUUCAACGAGCUCCUGACACAGUACACCCUCACGGACUCCCAGCUCGCCCUCGUCAGGGACAUCCGCCGGCGGGGUAAGAACAAGGUGGCAGCCCAGAACUGCAGGAAGAGGAAGCUGGAGAACAUUGUUUACCUGGAGGGGGAGUUGGGUCAGCUGCAGGCCCAGAGGGAACAUCUGGCCAGGGAGAGGUUGGAGUUCCAACGCAACCUGACUAUUGUUAAACACCGCCUCACAGACUUGUAUGCUGAAGUCUUUUCUCAGCUCCGGGAUGAGGAUGGACAUCCCUACUCUAUAGAGGACUACUCUCUACAGCAGACCCCUGAUGGGAACGUAUACCUGGUGCCUCGUAGUAAAGUGUCGGAUGGAGAAUAAUGUAUGAAAUCUAUUGGACAGUUAUUGUAUACUGCCUCAGUUUAUAUACCAAUAUGAAAUUGUUGCUAAAUCUACAGUACAAUAAGUGCCAUUAAGGAUAUUUACAUACAAAACCAUGGAACAGUGUAUGUAGAGAUCGGAUAAAAUGGCAGCUAAAAGGCCACCAUGUUAAACUAAUCAAUAUUUAGGGCCUUUAGACAGUAUUCAUACCCCUUGAAUUAUUCCACAUUUUGUUGUUAUAGCCUGAAUUAAAAAUGGAUCAAAUAUACUGCACAAAAAUAUAAACGCUACAGUUCAUAUAAAGAAGUCAGUCAAUUGAAUUAAAUGCAUUAGGCCCAAAUCUAUGGAUUUCACAUGACUGGGAAUAGAUAUGCAUCUGUUGGUAACAGCUACCUUCAAUAAAAAUAGGCCUCAGGAUCUCGUCACGGUAUUUCUGUGCAUUCAAAUUGCCAUCGAUAAAAUGCAAUUGUGUUCGUUGGCCGUAGAUUAUGCUUGCCCAUACCAUAACCCCACCAUACACGAGGUCGGUGGUUGUGAGGCCGGUUGCCAAAUUCUCUAAACCGUUGGGGAAGCGGCUUAUGGUAUAGAAAUUCACAUUUAAAUUCUCUAGCAACAGCUAUGGUAGACAUUCCUGCAGUCAGCAUACCACAUUGCACGCUCCCUCAAAACUUGAGACAUCUGUGGCAUUGUGUUGUGACAAAACUGCACAUUUUAGAGUGGCCUUUUGUCCCCAGCACAAGGUGCAUCUGUGUACAAUUCUGCAAUGUAUUGAUCAUGCCGUUUAAUCAGUUUCUUGAUAUGCCACACCUGUCAGGUGGAUGAAUUAUCUUGGCAGAGGGAAAAUUCUCACGAACAGGGACAGAAACAAAUUUGUGCACAACGAGAGAAAUAAGCUGUUUGUGUGUAUGGGACAUUAAUGGGAUAUUUUAUUUCACCUCAGGAAAAAUGGGACCAACACUUUGCAUGUUGCGUUUAUAUUUUAGUUCAGCUACACGAAAUACCCUAAUAAUGACAGUGAAAACAUGUUUCAAGAAAUGUUUGCAAAUGCAUUGAAAAUUAAAAUAAAGAAAUCUCAUUUGCAUUAGUGUUCACACCAGUCAACACGUGAUGUCCCCUUUGGCAGAAAUUACAGCCGAGUCUUUCUGGGUAAGUCUAAGAGCUUUGCACACCUGGAUUGUACAAUAUUUGCACAUUAUACUUUAAAUUCUUCAAGCUCUGUCAAGUUGGUUAUUGAGCAUUGCGUGACAGCUAUUUCCCAGUCUUGCCAGAUUUAAUUCAAAACUAUGCCACACUGCAACAUUCAAUGACAUCUUGGUAUAUCAUUACAGUGUAUAUUUGGCCCUGUGUUUUAAGUUGUCCUGCUGAAAGGUGAAUGUGUUGCCUGGAAAGCAGACCAGGUUUUCCUUUAGGAUUUCGCUGGUGCGUAGCUCUAUUCAGUUUUUUAAAUCCUGAAAAAUGACCUAGUCCUUGCUGAUGACAAGCAUACCCAUAACAUGCAGGCACCACCACGCUUGAAAAUAUGGUAUUGGAUUUCCCUCUAACGUAACACUUUGUAUUCAGGGCAGUUAAUUUCUGUCACAUUACUUUUGUGCCUUACUGCAAAUAGGAUGCAUGUUUUGGAAAAUGUCUAUACAGGCUUCCUUUUCACUGGCAUUUAGGUUAGUAUUGUGGCGUAACUUAACUGUUGACCCCUCAGUUCUAUCACAGCCAUUAAACUGUUAAAAUCAGCAUUGGCCACAGUGGAAUCAGUGUUUUCCUUCCGCUCUGGCAACAGAUAGGAAGGCUGCAUGCAUCUUUGUAGUGACUUGGUGUAUUGAUACAUCAAGAGUAAUUAUUAACUUUCAAAUGCUCUGGGAUUUUUAAUAUAUACCAAUAGGUGCCCUUUGCAAAGCAUUGGAAAACCCCUGUUCCUUGAGGUCAAAUCGGUUGAAAUGCCGUUUGACUUACAGAAUAAACAAAUAAUCAGUAGUUAGUGCAAUUUAUGUACAUUUUCUCCUUUUUUUUUGCUGAACUACAACAAUAAUCCACCUUGGUAUGGGGUAUUGUAUGUAGGCCAGUGACAGGCUCAAUUUAAAUUCAGGCUAGGAAAAUUGAGAAAGUCAGGGGGGAGAAUACUUAAGGCCCUUUAUUUACCCGAGUUAACAGUCAUAUGCCUAUGCUCAUUCUGGAUACAAUGAUAAAUCUAAAAUGUACAUUUGGGAAUUAUAUUAUAAGAACGUCUAUUUUUACAGUCCAUGUAUAUGAAAAUUGUGUACCAUGGUAGUUGAAGAGUAAUUAUGAGUAAAAGUGAGUUUAAAAAAAUAUUUUAUUGAUAAACAGGAAGUGGGUAAAAACAAGUUAAAAUCCUGCACAGCAGUCUUCGCAGUAUAAAAUAGCCAAUUGCAUCUUUCCAGGCACCCUAAAAGAGAACAGACCAUUGUUUAAAAUCAGGACAGCCUCACAUAAUCUCUUAAUAUGUCCAAGUUAUCAAAAGGUUGUCGCUUACUAUAUGCAAUGCAACAAUGUUCCGCUUAAAAAUCAUGCUUUUGGAUAGCUGUCCUUUCGACUCAGUGUUUUUCCUAGAAAGCACCAGAGGAAAAGGAGACAAAUGAAUAUCAGAAGAUAAACCAAUGAAAGGCGUUAGUGAUAUUCCAUGAUUUGACUGCAAACGCCAGCAUGCAUUAUGAGAUUGGCACGCUGGUAAAGACAAUGUUACGCAAAAGGUCCAGACCGUUCUAUUAGAUGGGGGCAUUGGUUUCUAAUAAAACACUGCACAUCCAAAUAAAAUGUACACGGUCAUUAAUUCUAUACUAUGAAUUUCUACAACAAAACUAGUGUUUGCUCAUACCAACUACAGAACAUGUUAUUCAAACUGACAGUAGUUGGAAAAGUCUUCUUACCUACAGGCGUCAUCUAAGUGCUUUGGUAGCUGCUGUCUGCUAGUCUCACAUGCCUUCUUGCUACUCACUCUCCUGCUUCACACUGCUCCUUCCUGCCAGGCGAUGGGUUUGUUUGCUACGUCUCUCCCUCAGCUCAGCUGGCUUCCAUGGCUGGCUAGCCUCAAGACUGCAUCAUGUAAGCUAGCCUUCUGCUGGCAGCUGUACUGUCUUACAGGCGGGUCUGAUCUAGCCAUCCAACUCACGUCUCUGGAGCAGUUCUCAAAGAGA